Messenger RNA from Aspergillus puulaauensis, 1158 nucleotides. RefSeq lists its product as uncharacterized. Bases 1 to 1158 code for a protein of 385 amino acids. Gene Ontology annotation, molecular function: protein binding. The transcript is spliced from 6 exons. NCBI's taxonomy places the organism in Eukaryota, Fungi, Ascomycota, Eurotiomycetes, Eurotiales, Aspergillaceae. The record is from RefSeq and is a predicted model, not a curated record.
AUGGCCACUUUCCACUGCUACUGCGCCCUAUGUUCCUGCUCCCUGGGCAGCUACGAACUAGGAUCGAGGAAACCCGGAGCGCUACGGCGUCGGCGUGCACGCGUUGCCAGGCGCAUAUACUGGCGAAGCAAGGAGGACGGCCAGUACUACGAGACCGACGAUGAGGAAGAAGAGGAGAAAGAGGAGCGGUUGCGGAGUAUGCCAGCAGCAGAUUUAGGGAUACCCGAAGACGACGAGGAUAGCGAGAGCGAACGAGCGUCGUAUGACCCUGAGCUGCUGGGCGAGGCCAGCCUUGAAUGGCUUCAUGUUGCUGGAGGACUUGGACUUAUGAUGCUGGCUCUGGCGAUUCUGAUGCUCCGAGAUCUGGACUAUGAUGACUGUAAUGUGGCCACCAUCUCUAAUGUUGACGGCCUGGACAUACCGGACAACUCCCCGGCCUACUGUUAUUACGGCCCAAAUGACGCCCCCCGCGUGGUCCCCUUCCAUUGGUCUUGUUUCCAACUCUUAUGCCGAAUCAUACUCGGACAUCCAGACCACGAAGGCCUCGACAAGAAGGCUCUCUACGACGAAAUAUCUCAGCACAAGGGGUACGACUGCCUCGAUCUUCCGUACGGCGAUAUCACAGGCAAUGACCAGGAUUGGCAGUCCAUUCCAGGCGAAGAGUACUCUGUAACAAGCCCAUCAAGUGCUUCUGCUCUCGAUCGCCAGGAAGUCGAAAAGUUCUGCAACGCCACAGAGAAUCGGGCUAAAAGCAGCUUCGAUCUUAGCAGCAAAGUGCAAAACGACCCAUUCAAGCUCCUGCCCCAGGAGAUCAGCGAUAUGAUUCUGGAUUACCUCCCAGGGGAGUCCCUUAUGGCCCUUCUGAAUGCCUCAUGGACUAUUCAUGCGCGCACGCGGUAUCCGGGGUUCUGGAAACGCCGCCUCUAUCGCGAGAUGCGCUGGAUCUGGGAGCUGCGAGAGUUUCUGGGGUGGUGCGAGGAGUCUAAGAUCGACUAUAAAGGGCUCUAUAUCUAUCUGGACGAGGUGACGAGACCGAGAUAUGGUAUGAGGACGUGGUUGGCUCUUGCGAAUCGGCGGAGAAUAUGGGGUGCUUGUGAAGUCCUGGCUGAGAGGUAUCAUCGAGUGAAGCAGGGAAAUAUAGCGGAUCGAGUUGAUUGA